Molecule: messenger RNA, 1566 nt
Organism: Priceomyces carsonii
Lineage: Eukaryota; Fungi; Ascomycota; Pichiomycetes; Serinales; Debaryomycetaceae
Product: E3 ubiquitin-protein ligase
Exons: 1
Coding region: 1-1566 (521 amino acids)
Biological process (GO): positive regulation of proteasomal ubiquitin-dependent protein catabolic process; ubiquitin-dependent protein catabolic process; protein polyubiquitination
Cellular component (GO): cytoplasm; ubiquitin ligase complex
Molecular function (GO): ubiquitin protein ligase activity; zinc ion binding; ubiquitin conjugating enzyme binding
Source: RefSeq, a predicted model, not a curated record
AUGAGUGACUCAGAACUAGAUUUCGAUUAUGAUGACGAUAUUGAUGAGACCGAUAUAUCCUUGGAUUCACCGAGGGAUGAUUUUAGCUUGAAAAGCGAAGAAAUUGUUUACGAACCUUGGACCUUGCCAUCAUUCAUACAAACUUUUUUUGUCGACAAGAUGAUAAGGCUACAUGAAAUGCAAUUACCGCAAUGUCCAGAGAGCGAUUUAUUGAUUAUGCUUCAGUAUAAAUGGUGGGAAGUUGACCAAGUGAUAAAUAAUUUCUACGAUGACAAGAAUCAACUAUUUAAAGAAUGUGGACUUGUUGAGAACCCGAAUAAUGAGUUUUCCAAUGAGUCACAGUUCACCUGUGUCAUUUGUUGUGAGACGUAUAAGAGUUGCAGAACUUAUUCAUUGACCUGUUCUCAUAAAUUUUGCAUCAACUGUUACUACGAAUAUUUAGUAAACUCAUUGCAUAGGGGGAUGUUGAUUCGGUGUAUCGACUCUAAUUGCUCCUUAACAAUACCGCAUGAAGAUAUUGAGGAGAUAAUAUCUGCUAAAAGAAGCCCCGGGGAUAUCGUAGUUGCCAAAAAGCCAUUAAAUUUGAAUAGCUUGCUUAUUGCUAAUGCAAAGGUAUACAUUAAAUCCCAAAAAAUAAAUAUGAAAUGGUGUCCUGUUCCUGACUGCAAUAGCUUAAGUCAACUACUUAAAGGCAAUGUAUCCGUUAUCGAAGGUGACAAUGAUAUUUCAAAGAUUCCGAUGGUAAUGUGUGCUUCAGGACAUCAAUUUUGCUUUGCUUGUCAAUAUGAAAACCAUCUUCCAUGUCCUUGUUGGAUAGUCAAGAUGUGGAUUAAAAAAUGCGAGGACGAUUCGGAAACGGCGAAUUGGAUCCAGGCGAAUACCCAGAUAUGCCCGAAAUGUAACUCAUCGAUAGAGAAAAAUGGAGGAUGUAACCACAUGACCUGUUCUAAUUGCCAUUACGAAUUUUGUUGGAUCUGCUCCAAAGAAUGGGCUUUACAUGGAACAUCUUAUUAUAAGUGUAAUAAAUUUGAUCCAGAAGAAAACGAUGAUCUCGAAAAGACUCGCCAGUCCAAAAGGCUAUCUUUACAAAGAUAUUUACAUUUCUAUCGAAGGUUUGCGGUUCAUGAAAGCUCGAUGAAUGCCGAUAAAAGAACAUUAGAUAAGGUCAACAAUCGUAUGAAACAAUACAUGGAGGCCAUGUCUGCUACAAGCGAAAAGGAAGAUCUAUCUUGGAUUGAUAUUCAAUAUUUGCAUGAUGCUGUGAGGUCAUUGACGAAUGGUAGAAAGACGCUUAAAUGGACCUAUUGCUUCGCAUUCUAUUUAGGCAAUUCCAACUUUUCUGAAAUAUUUGAACAGAAUCAGGAGUUUUUGAAUAAAUCUGUCGAGGACUUAUCCGAAAUCUUCGAAACAAUUAAUCAUAAAAAGAACAAGAAUAAAAUAGAGAUUUUACAACAAUACAAGCCAAAGAUGAUAAAUUUGAGUAAGUUGGUCUCCUUGAGGCAACAGACUCUUAUAGAUGGUGCGGAAUGUGAGCUCAAUCAAGGACUAUUGUACUUCGAGACUUAA